AUGGUGAAAAAGAAGUCAGGUAGUCAAAGCUUGGACCAAAGGAUAUACGAUCUCAUUCACGACUUGUUGGAGCAACAAAGCUCGGAGAAUAAGAAGGUCCUCGAAGAUGCAAAUAACGAUGAAGGUGAUGACGGUGAAAAUGAUCCCUUUGCCCAUAUAGCUCUUGCUAAAGACUUACAACUGUCUAACAUAUUGGUAUAUGUUCAGUCAAAGGACCUUCAGAUGAGAAGAAUGAAGCGUGCUAUAUUGGAGAAAUCAAUCGAUGCUGUUUUGAAAUUGAUCAGGGAAGAAGAAGCAGAAGAACUUGAAGAGGUUAUAUUGCAAAGAGAACAAGCUAAAGUCGAGGAAAGUCUCAAGAAUGAUAGUGAGUUUGAAGGGGUGGACGAAAAUAACCUAAUGGAAGUUAAAGACUCAAAUGCAUUGAACAAAUCAGUAGUAUCUAUGUGGAGUAAUAAUUCUGAAAAUUCCAAAGAACAAGAGAAGUCGGAGGAAAGUGAUGAUAAGAAACUGAAGAAAAGAACCAAAGACUCUUCCAAGCAAUUAACCAAGAAACCAAAAAAUAAAAUCGAUCAUACUCCUCCAACUUCGACUUUAUCUUCGCUUGGUGGAUUGACUACAAUCACCACACAAUUAAUGGAAUUGAUUGGUUUACCAAUAUUACAUCCAGAAAUAUAUGCUUCAACUGGGGUAGAGCCACCUCGUGGGGUCUUGCUCUAUGGACCUCCUGGUUGUGGUAAAACAACAAUUGCAAAUGCAUUGGCUGGAGAAUUACAAGUUCCCUUCAUAAAUAUAUCGGCUCCUUCAGUAGUUAGUGGGAUGUCGGGUGAAUCAGAGAAAAAAUUAAGAGAAAUUUUCGAAGAAGCAAAGCAAGUUGCUCCUUGUCUUAUAUUCAUGGAUGAAAUUGAUGCUAUUACACCAAAGAGAGAUGGUGGUGCUCAACGUGAAAUGGAAAGAAGAAUUGUGGCUCAGUUACUUACUCUUAUGGAUGAAUUGACUUUAGAAAAAACUAACGGUCAACCAGUCAUUGUCAUAGGUGCUACCAAUAGACCAGAUUCUUUGGAUUCAGCAUUGAGAAGAGCCGGCAGAUUCGAUCGUGAAAUUUGUCUUAAUGUACCUAAUGAAGAUCAACGUUGUUCUAUAAUACAGACAAUGACUUCAAAUUUAAAAUUAAAAGAUGGCGAACAAUUCAAUUUUAGAGAAUUAGCAAAAUUAACUCCUGGUUAUGUUGGUGCUGAUUUAAAAAGUUUGGUUACCGCUGCUGGUAUUGCUGCAAUUAAGAGAAUUUUUGAAAGCUUAAGUGAACUAGAAGAAGAAUUAUUAAUGAAAGAUAUAAAUUCAAUGGAAAUUGAUCAAAAUUUAAAUGACAGUCAAAUAACUUCAAAUGAUCAAGCAUUAAUACCCAAUAAUACUUCAGUGACAAAUUUUGAAAAUAAGUCGGACUUGGAAAAACUUUCAACCAUUCAAAAAUUCCUCAUAAAACAUCCUAAUCCUUUAACCGAUGAUCAGCUUGCUCCAUUGUCAAUUACUUAUGAAGACUUUUUAACUGCAUUACCAACUAUUCAACCUACUGCCAAAAGAGAAGGCUUCGCAACCGUUCCUGAUGUCACUUGGAAUAACGUUGGUGCAUUAAACCAUAUUCGUAUGGAAUUACAUAUGUGUAUUGUUCAACCAAUUAAAAAACCAGAACUUUAUGAAAAAGUUGGUAUUACUGCUCCUGCAGGUGUUUUAAUGUGGGGGCCUCCAGGUUGUGGUAAAACCUUAUUGGCAAAAGCUGUUGCUAAUGAGUCCCGUGCAAACUUUAUCUCAAUCAAAGGACCUGAAUUACUUAAUAAAUAUGUUGGUGAAUCUGAACGUGCUGUUAGACAAGUUUUCCAAAGAGCUAGAGCUUCUGUUCCUUGUAUCAUAUUUUUUGAUGAAUUGGAUGCUCUUGUCCCAAGAAGAGAUGCUUCAUUAUCUGAAUCUAGUUCUCGUGUGGUUAAUACUUUAUUGACUGAAUUAGAUGGUUUAAAUGAUAGAAAAGGGGUUUUCGUCAUUGGUGCUACCAAUAGACCUGAUAUGAUUGAUCCAGCAAUGCUUAGACCAGGUAGAUUGGAUAAAACAUUAUAUAUUGAAUUGCCAACUAGCGAUGAACGUCUUGAUAUCUUAAAAACUUUGGUUAAAGCAAAUAAUACCCCAUUAGAUGGUGAUGUUGAUUUAAGAUCAGUUGCAAAUGAUGAACGUUGCAGAAAUUUCUCUGGUGCUGAUUUAUCCUCUUUGGUCAGAGAAGCUGGUGUUUUGGCUUUGAAAAAGAAAUUCUUCAAAGGCCAACAGAUUCUGGAAUUAGAUAAAUCCGGUUAUUAUGACGCUGAUGAAAUUAAAGAAGUUGAUAACGAUUUCAUCGUGGUCACUAAUGAAGACUUUCACCGUGCUUUAUCUUCGAUUAAUCCAAGUGUUAGUGAUAAAGAUAGAGCUAAAUACGAACGUUUAAACAAACGUAUGGGUUGGAGUGUCAUCAAUGAAGUCAAAGAAGAAGAAGAUAAGAAAACUGAAACUCCUUCUGACGCAAAAUAA
Messenger RNA from Hyphopichia burtonii NRRL Y-1933, 2550 nucleotides. RefSeq names its product putative AAA family ATPase (gene RIX7). The record is from RefSeq and is a predicted model, not a curated record. Gene Ontology annotation, molecular function: preribosome binding; RNA binding; ATP hydrolysis activity. The transcript has a single exon. Gene Ontology annotation, biological process: ribosome biogenesis. Bases 1 to 2550 code for a protein of 849 amino acids. Gene Ontology annotation, cellular component: nucleus. NCBI's taxonomy places the organism in Eukaryota, Fungi, Ascomycota, Pichiomycetes, Serinales, Debaryomycetaceae.